This is a messenger RNA of Nothoprocta perdicaria, 2437 nucleotides long. It is a transcript of the gene TRIM65, whose product is annotated as tripartite motif containing 65. Gene Ontology annotation, biological process: positive regulation of autophagy. The record is from RefSeq and is a predicted model, not a curated record. Gene Ontology annotation, molecular function: zinc ion binding; protein binding. The coding region runs from base 1 to 1581 and encodes 526 amino acids. The transcript has 6 exons. Lineage: Eukaryota; Metazoa; Chordata; Aves; Tinamiformes; Tinamidae.
AUGGCGUCGCUGUCCUCCCAGAACCUGGAGGAGAAGCUGGCGUGCUCCAUCUGCCUGGAGCUCUUCUCCAACGCGGUGACCUUGCCCUGCGGCCACACCUUCUGCCACCRAUGCAUCAGCGACCACUGGGACAAGCAGGAGGCCUGCGGGGCCGAGAAGGGCUACAGCUGCCCCGACUGCCGCCGGCACUUCRAGCGGCGCCUGGAGCUGCAGAAGAACGUGACGCUGUGCAGCGUGGUGGAGCUGGCGCAGGCGGGCGCCGAGGGGCUCGAGGCCGCGGGCGCCCAGGGGCGCGAGGCGGCGCAUGGCGGCCUGUGCCCGCGGCACGGGCGCCCGCUGGAGCUCUACUGCGAGGACGAGCAGCGCUGCAUCUGCUGCGCGUGCACCGUGGGGCAGUGCCAGCGGCACCGGCGCGUGCUCUUCGAGGAGGCGCACGCUAACAAGCAGGCCCUUCUGAGGGAAGCCCUGGAGAAAGCCCGUCAGGAGGCAGAGAGGAUCGAGCAGGCCAUGCAGGAGCUGGAGGAGCAAACGCGCAGCAUCAAGGACUCCUCCGAGACGCUGAAGUCGGUGGUUGUGAACAAAUUUGGCUGCCUGGAGAAAGCCCUGGAGGACUGCCAGCGGCAGACGGUGGCCAGGAUCGAGCAAGAGCRGGCAGCGGCGCUGGGGCAAGCGGAGGAGAACUGGAACCACCUGAAGGACUGCCUGGAUGCCCUCAACCACCACAAGCAGAAGUCAGAGGACCUGCUGGCCUGCACCGACAAACGGACCUUCCUUGAGGAGUUUCCCCUGCUCCCUUCUCCAGAGAGCCCUGCGGCAAUGCCUCCCGUGGAGUUCAACGUGGGCAUGGUAGAGCCCCUYGCUGAGAUCCUCACGGACAUCUCCAAGCUCUUGCUAGAAAACUURCCCAGCUCUGUGGCCCCUGCUGACCCUGUGGCCCCCAAAGCUGCUGACCCUGUAGCCCCAGGUCCAGUCCAGCCCGAGGUGCCCGUGGUGGAGAAGGCAGUGGCCACUCUCUCCCAGUGCCAGCUCCGCACUGAGCUUCUGAAGGACCACCGCAACCUGACCUUCGAUGCCGACACGGCCAACAGGUACCUGCGGCUGUCGAGCACAAACCAGAAGGCCAAGCACCUGCGCAGCGCGGAGAGCCCGCGGCAGGAGCACGGCGCUCGCUUCGAGCUGUGGCAGGUGCUGUGCGCCCAGAGCUACAGCCACGGCCACCACUACUGGGAGGUGAAGGUGUCCAGCCACUCUGUCAUCGUGGGGGUGACRUACGGCGGCAUCUCCCGCAAGCAGCAGCCGGGCCACAAGUUCAACAUCGGCCUGGACGGUGGCUCGUGGGGGCUGCAGGUGCGGGAAGACUGUUACCUAGCCUGGCACAAGGGCCGCUCGGAGAAAAUCCAGGAGCGCUUGUACAAGAACCUGGGGGUCAGCCUGGACUAUGGCAACGGGGUCCUCUCCUUCUACGGCCUCGGAGACAAGACGCAGCCCAUCCACACGUUCCACCACAUCUUCACCGAGCCUGUCUACCCCGUCUUCUGGCUGUGCGAAGGGCGAACGAUCACGCUGUGCCAGCGGGACUGAGCCGGGCUCUCCCAGGAGGCGCUGAGGCGGGAGUGGGUGCAGUGAUUUGAGUAMGACAGGGAAGGACUCUGGGUCUGAAUUGUGCAUGGAAACAUCCUGAUGCUGGCACACGCGAGGGCAGGACCAAGAACGCGGUUGCUUCGCCAAGACGCCCUCGCGGAGGGGCUGGAGGCCCCCAGCCUCUCUGAGCUCCCAUGGCUGGUGCCCACGCAGGCAAGAGGGAGGCAGCACCAGUCAGAGAGCAGGCGAUGGGGAGGGUGCAAGAACCUUCCUGCUUCUCCUGGCCCAGGCAUCAGCACCCAUGCCAGGAGCUGUGGGGCAAGGGGAUGCUGAAGAGCUGGGAUGAGGGAAACUCRUAUGAGACCGAUCCUGCUCUGCCUACCUGUCCAGUGCUCACCGUGAGCUGUGCUGCCCUUCGCUUUGUACGUAGCUGCUUCUCACGAGUAAAGUUCUAUUUUCCUACUUGUUUUGACCUCUUCUGGCAGGAGCCAUGGGACCACAAGGCACUGGCAGGGGCAAGCGGAGCCGCCCAGCUCCAGUGCUUGUCCCUACAUGGCCCUGUCGUGCCCGGCUGUGUCCCGGAGAACCAUGACGGGAACCAGCCUCUUCAAGCGGCAAAAAUAGAAAUUCCCUUAGUGGCGGUGCCGGCACGAUAAGGAAACCUGCUUUCCUGCCUCAAGGUUGUGUCGGCGCUGCCCGAAGUCCGCGGCUUCGACUGAAGCUUUUCCAAGGGCGRGCCAGCGGAGCCACAUUUCUCCUGCUGGCACAGCCUCAUCCCCGAGACUGGGAUUCCUCAUGGACCGAAACUGGGCACUCGAUUCAAAGGAGCUGGGAUGAAUCACGGCUGCUUGUUUGC